Eubalaena glacialis (North Atlantic right whale) is the source of this 3637-nucleotide messenger RNA. It is a transcript of the gene EBF1, whose product is annotated as EBF transcription factor 1. Gene Ontology annotation, biological process: regulation of transcription by RNA polymerase II. Gene Ontology annotation, molecular function: RNA polymerase II cis-regulatory region sequence-specific DNA binding; DNA-binding transcription factor activity, RNA polymerase II-specific. NCBI's taxonomy places the organism in Eukaryota, Metazoa, Chordata, Mammalia, Artiodactyla, Balaenidae. The coding region runs from base 53 to 1831 and encodes 592 amino acids. The transcript has 16 exons. The record is from RefSeq and is a predicted model, not a curated record.
UUUUUCAAAUUUUCAAGGGGGAGGAGAUUUUCCACAAGAAAAGGUUGUUUUCAUGUUUGGGAUUCAGGAAAGCAUCCAACGGAGUGGAAGCAGCAUGAAGGAAGAGCCGCUGGGCAGCGGCAUGAACGCGGUGCGGACGUGGAUGCAGGGCGCCGGGGUGCUGGACGCCAACACGGCGGCGCAGAGCGGGGUGGGUCUGGCCCGGGCUCACUUUGAGAAGCAGCCGCCUUCCAAUCUGCGGAAAUCCAACUUCUUCCACUUCGUCCUGGCCCUCUACGACAGACAGGGCCAGCCCGUGGAGAUCGAGAGGACAGCCUUUGUGGGGUUCGUGGAGAAGGAAAAAGAAGCCAACAGCGAAAAGACCAAUAACGGGAUUCACUACCGGCUCCAGCUCCUCUACAGCAAUGGAAUAAGGACGGAGCAGGAUUUCUACGUUCGCCUCAUUGACUCCAUGACAAAACAAGCCAUAGUGUAUGAAGGCCAAGACAAGAACCCAGAAAUGUGCCGAGUCUUGCUCACACACGAAAUCAUGUGCAGCCGCUGUUGUGACAAGAAAAGCUGUGGCAACCGAAAUGAGACUCCCUCAGAUCCAGUGAUAAUUGACAGGUUCUUCUUGAAAUUUUUCCUCAAGUGUAACCAAAAUUGCCUAAAGAAUGCGGGAAACCCACGUGACAUGCGGAGAUUCCAGGUCGUGGUGUCUACGACAGUCAACGUGGAUGGCCAUGUCCUGGCAGUCUCUGAUAAUAUGUUUGUCCAUAAUAACUCCAAGCAUGGGCGGAGGGCUCGGAGGCUUGACCCCUCGGAAGGUACGCCCUCUUAUCUGGAACAUGCAGCUGCUCCCUGUAUCAAAGCCAUCAGCCCGAGUGAAGGAUGGACGACGGGAGGUGCGACUGUGAUCAUCAUAGGGGACAAUUUCUUUGAUGGGUUACAGGUCAUAUUCGGUACCAUGCUGGUCUGGAGUGAGUUGAUUACUCCUCAUGCCAUCCGGGUGCAGACUCCUCCUCGGCACAUCCCUGGUGUUGUAGAGGUCACAUUGUCCUACAAAUCCAAACAGUUCUGCAAAGGGACACCGGGAAGAUUCAUUUACACAGCGCUCAAUGAACCCACCAUCGAUUAUGGUUUCCAGAGGUUACAGAAGGUUAUUCCCCGGCACCCUGGCGACCCUGAGCGCUUGCCAAAGGAAGUGAUACUCAAAAGGGCUGCAGAUCUGGUGGAAGCGCUGUAUGGGAUGCCACACAACAACCAGGAGAUUAUUCUGAAGAGAGCAGCUGACAUCGCAGAGGCCCUGUACAGUGUCCCCCGCAACCACAGCCAGCUCCCGGCCCUCACUAACACCUCGGUCCACGCGGGAAUGAUGGGCGUGAAUUCCUUCAGUGGACAACUGGCUGUGAAUGUCUCUGAGGCGUCGCAGGCUACCAAUCAGGGUUUCACCCGCAACUCAAGCAGCGUAUCACCACAUGGGUACGUGCCGAGCACCACCCCUCAGCAGACCAACUAUAACUCGGUCACCACGAGCAUGAAUGGAUACGGCACUGCCGCCAUGUCCAAUUUGGGCGGCUCCCCGACCUUCCUCAAUGGCUCAGCUGCCAACUCGCCCUAUGCCAUCGUGCCAUCCAGCCCCACCAUGGCCUCCUCCACAAGCCUCCCCUCCAACUGCAGCAGCUCCUCCGGCAUCUUCUCCUUCUCACCAGCCAACAUGGUCUCAGCCGUGAAACAGAAGAGUGCUUUUGCGCCUGUGGUCAGACCCCAGACCUCCCCACCUCCCACCUGCACCAGCACCAACGGGAACAGCCUGCAAGCGAUAUCUGGCAUGAUUGUUCCUCCCAUGUGAAAGAAUUGCCUUGAAGAAUUUUAUUAAUGAAGAGGUUGGAUUCUGCUACAGAAAGUAAUCUGAUACAAGUCCCAGAGUGGAACUUUUAACUCAGGCCUUUUUAAGAGGAAUCACAAUAACUGCAGAUUUUUAAACAAACAAUAUCACCGACCUUGCAAAUACUGAAAUUGGAAGGGAUCUGCUAAUGCAGGGUGUUGGUUACAGUUGUACCUCCCAAGUCCUUGGGGGGAUAUAUUUAUUCUGUGUUGAUAAAAGCAAAUCCUCUUUUUCUUUCUCUCUCUCUUUUUUUUUUAAAGCUUAACUCGGCAAUCAUUUGUCUUUUAUAAACCAUAAAGCUGUAUACAAGGGACACUAUAAAUAAGACUCCAUGUUUUAAUUUAUGAUGUUUUUAAAGCUGUGUAAAAGGAGAAUGAAAUGGUGAUAUUUACAAAAAAGUUUAAAAAGAAAAAAAGAAAAAAAAAAAAGCUUGUAUGGGACAGAAUAGGAAUGCCAGUUAGAUUUUUUAGAAAACUAAGGGUCGGCUUUUGCGCCUUAAAGCAUAUCAAGCGGUAGUUACUCGGACAGUGCAUUUCCAAUAUCUAACUUAACAUGCCACCCCUUAGCAGUGCAAGCUUAUUUCUCUCUUUUGUAUUGUUGUCUUAAGUAACUGUGUAAAUAAAUGCAGCCUGGAAAGUUAAAAAGUGAUGUAAGUGAUCACAUUUUCCCCUUCUACUCAAAAAUCCAGUGCCUCUAGACAGAUCUUAAAACUGCAUAUUUAGACCUGACAGCACUCUCUCUCUUUUGCUUAUGUCAACUUCUUCGGAAGCCGAUGGCCUCUCGAGAGCUUGGUGGCACACGUGCUGUGUGAGAAUCUCCUUUGAGACUUCAUGGAACAGGGUCAGGCACAGAAUUCCACAUAAUGCCCUCCAGUUAUCAAACCAAAAUCCCACUUACACUCUGCAUUUACAUGGUUAAAGUUUACUCAUCCUAAAUGCUGAAUUCAUACCAAUCCUUCAAAAGCUGACAAAAGCAACAUGGCAGGUAUUUCAGAUUUCCCAUUCGAGAUAGCGCCUCUAUCAGUCGACCCUUACCAUUUGUAACAUAGUAGAUUAAAACGACAGGUUAAGUGCUUUGGAAUUAAGAAUAAAAGGAAACUGGGAGAAAGGAGAGGAAGGUUGAGACCUCCAAAACAUGGUUUUCUGUUUGAUGGGAAUUUUUGCUCUCAUUAUCUGGGAAGUGUUCUUAAAAAUAGGAAUUAAUAGCAAAGAUGCAGCAAAGCUCUGAGGAUGCAUUUGCCUGAUAUUUUUUUCUUUGCUGUUGUGUUUUGUAUGUAGUUAUAAAUACUGUAGAUUUUUUGUGAUUUUUUGCCAAAGUUGUUGUUCUAUUUAUACAUUUUAAUGUCUUAAGACAGUUUUUCAAUAUCACAAAAAAAGAUUUUACUGCAUAUUUUGCAAAGAAAAAAAAAGCUCACUACCUUUAGCUUGCACAUACUUGCAAAGUUAAUUAAAAGGCUUUUUGUUUUAAAGGGGAUUUUGUAAGAUAUCCGUAUAAAUAAUGUAUUUAUCUUUGGAAUUUGUACAUUGCUUUCCCCUUCCUCCUUUUCCUCCAACUCCCAGUUUAUUUUAUUGUGUAUGUUUGCUAUGUGAAAAGUGCGUAUUUGUUUGGCCACCUAUAGUUAUAUUAGCUGUUUCAAUGUGAUUUUUAAACAUUUCAUUUAUAGUUAUUUUUAGUAUUGUUUUAAACCAUGCUUAAUUUUUUUUUAAUUUUCACCCAAAAGCCAUUGUCUAUUUUUGUAUUAUUUGUAAGUUAAGAAGUUUUUUCCAAUAU